ACCCAUAUCAUGUCAACCGCCAUUUUUGUAGCUCUGCAAUGCUGCCAAUGCUCCACAAUGCAGGUGAAACAAAGGAAGAAGAGUAGCAACAAGUGGACGUGCGUGGUUUGCAAUCAAAAGCAAUCGGUUCUCAGGGUGUUUGCCCAGGGUCCCAUCGCUAAAGACGUCCGCAAGUUCGUCCAGUCUUUCAAUAUGUCACGCAAGUUCUCCGAUCAAAACCAACCCUUCGAUUCGGAGUACGAUAUCAAUUUCGAAGACGAAAACGACGGAGGUGGCGGAGGGCUUCCGGAGAAUCCGAAGAAGAGACGCACUGAUUGGACUGAGUAUCUUGACUCAGAGGAUCGUGUUGAACCCGAAACGGUUUUACAAGAAGAGGAACAAGGGGUUGAUUUGGAACCGGAGAUAGUGACAGAGUUGCCGGCAAAGGAGAAAUUCAAGAGACCCGAAUUGAGGAACUAUGAUAAUGGUGAAGGCAGCAAUCAUCAUCAACUUUAUAAGCCUGUUUUAUCCAAGAGGAGUGGCAGAAAGGAUACCGUGCUCCUUGCCCAAGAUGGGAGGCAAUUGAGGCAGCAGCAAGCGUUGGGAGACAUUGCCACAAGUGCUUCAAAACGAAGCAGCUUUACACUAAGAGAUGCAGCGAACAUUGUGGAUUCAAUGAGGAAAAUCAAGCCAACAACAGCAACAACUGCAGCAGCUAAAGGGAAUUCAAAGUGGAGCCUUUACAUGACAGAAGAUGAGGAGGAACAAAGUUGUCCGACAAACCCUGCACAUUAUGUGAACAAAUGGGGAGAUGGUGAUGACAACACUGAAUCCAUCAAGUGUCAAAUUGUUGAAGAUGAGAUCCACCCUGACUUCAUCUGAAUAUUUUGUCUGCCUUCAUCUUCUCUGUUUUUCUUUGAC
This is a messenger RNA of Hibiscus syriacus, 900 nucleotides long. RefSeq names its product MRN complex-interacting protein-like. The record is from RefSeq and is a predicted model, not a curated record. Gene Ontology annotation, molecular function: chromatin binding. Gene Ontology annotation, biological process: mitotic G2 DNA damage checkpoint signaling. Gene Ontology annotation, cellular component: nucleus. NCBI's taxonomy places the organism in Eukaryota, Viridiplantae, Streptophyta, Magnoliopsida, Malvales, Malvaceae. The transcript has 4 exons. Bases 10 to 861 code for a protein of 283 amino acids.